AAAAUGGAAGCAUGCUGCAACGUGUGAGGUCACUAAUGGCUCUCUCUCAGCCUCUGGAGUCUUUCUUUUCUCCUCCAGAGGGAGUGAGAGGAUUAAAAGAGCUAGACAAGUCUUUAUUUCACAAGAAAGUGACGCUGCCUGUUGUUAGGGUCCCUGCUGAAAAGACAUCAGCUUUUAGAAAGAACUUUAGCAAAGAAAUGCUGAAAACCCCAGAAAUAAAAACAAUCCAAGCAGUACCUGCAUCAGAGAGUGAAAAAUUGCUCCUUCUCUCUCCUUCCCAGUCUCUAACAGAGACUCAGGAAGACUGGAUAGUUCAAAAUGGCGGGACAUUAACUGCACACGAAACGAGUAUUGAGUAUAGGGACUAUCCCAUUAAAUCAAUACUAAAGUCAAUACUCCCUCUUAACGAGGACCCCCCAUUGGCUUAUGAGAUCAUUGGACAUAUAGCACACUAUAACUUGAAAGAGCAUCAUCUACCAUAUAAGAAUAUCAUUGGUGAGGUCCUGUUAAGCAAGCAGUCUGGCAUUAAGACUGUGGUCAAUAAAACUGAUCGAAUUGACGAGACCUUCCGUACGUUUCACAUGGAGCUAAUGGCCGGGGAGGACAACACCGUUACCACAGUAUCGGAAAAUGGCUGUCGAUUUAAAUUUGAUUUUGCUAAAGUGUACUGGAACUCAAGACUAGGGACAGAGCAUGGGAGGGUCAUAAAUCAACUCAAACCUAAGGAUAUAGCGCUGGACAUGUUUGCAGGAGUGGGACCAUUCUCAAUACCGGCAGCAAAAAAAGGAGUCACAGUAUUUGCCAAUGACCUCAACCCUCAUUCCUACUCUGCACUGGUUGAUAAUUCAAAGAGGAACAGUGUCGGGAUCAAGUGUUAUAAUCUUGAUGGUAGAGAGUUCAUUGAUGAGACAAGAGAGAAAGUGCAGGGUCUAUUGGUAUCAGAACCUUCGGCUAGACUUCAUGUAAUAAUGAACUUACCAGCCAUUGCAUAUCAGUUCUUGAACUGUUUUAGAGGAUAUUAUAAUAGCAUCGUGAAAGAGGACAAUACUGAUUCUCACUCCUCCACAUCUCAGCCUAAUAAACUCCUUGCCUCUCCACCUCUAAUUCAUUGUUAUUUGUUUUCAAAAUCUGCAGAGCCCGAGAAAGACGUGCUCCAGAUUGUGGAGGAUGAGUUAGGGUGUGGUCUCUCGUCGUUUGAGUGUCAUUUUGUACGUAAAGCUGCUCCAAACAAAGCAAUGAUGAGACUAACGUUUCCUUAUCCAGAAUCACUUCUGUUAACUAGAGGAGAAAAACGUUCUAUCCAAGAGGUUGGUGGUACUGAGAAUGGAGAUCAAGUAGGCUCCAUUGCCAAGAGAAAUUGUUUGGCCGAUCAAUAAAGUAGACCAACCUGUCAUUGUCUUACACUUUAUGUCCUGACUACCACUACUCAUCUUCAAUGAUUUAUUUUGACUAGUAUUACAUAUUGGACACAUAUUAAUGUCUCCUUCUAUCCCUCUCUCUCUCUCUCUUAUUAUUUCUUUUAUUCCUCUCUCAUUCUUUCGUUUCUAUUCUUAAAAUAAUGUUUUCAUAUGCUUGUUUUGUAUAGGACUGUUUAUAAGUAGCAUCAUUAAAA
This is a messenger RNA of Amphimedon queenslandica, 1612 nucleotides long. RefSeq names its product tRNA (guanine(37)-N1)-methyltransferase-like. Lineage: Eukaryota; Metazoa; Porifera; Demospongiae; Haplosclerida; Niphatidae. Gene Ontology annotation, molecular function: tRNA (guanine(37)-N1)-methyltransferase activity. The transcript has 4 exons. Gene Ontology annotation, biological process: mitochondrial tRNA methylation; tRNA N1-guanine methylation. Gene Ontology annotation, cellular component: cytoplasm; mitochondrial matrix. The record is from RefSeq and is a predicted model, not a curated record. Bases 12 to 1376 code for a protein of 454 amino acids.